CGAGCCCAACGUCAAAGCCCCGCCCAACACCUCCACGCGACCUCUUCCAACAACUACAUCAUGGCGGACGCCCAGAAAGAUGCCUCGUUCAAGGCGGUGCAAAUCGACGCUCUGGUCGCAAUCAAGAUUGCUACCGCGAGCGGCAAAUCCUUCCCGUCCCUCGCAACCGGCAGUAUCGUCGGCAUGGAGAAGAAUGGGGUGCUAGAGAUCACCAACUCUUUUCCUUUCCCCGAGGUGUCCCAUGUACCGACAGAAGACACUCGCCAAAACGAAUCUGCGGCAAAUCUCGCUGCAUCGGCUCCUCGCGCUAAGCAAAACAUCGCCUACGGCAACGAGAUGAUCAAGUUCCUGCGAGAAGUCAACGUGGACGCGAACAACGUUGGCUGGUACACAAGCACAAGCAUGGGCAACUUCAUCAACCUGAACACCAUCGAGAACCAGUACUUCUAUCAGAGCCAGCCCAACGAAAAGACGGUAGCUCUCAUCUACGAUGUGAGCAGGAGUUCUCAGGGUACCCUGAACUUGCGCGCGUACAGGCUGUCGCCCUCGUUCAUCACAGCCUACAAGGAGGGCAAGUUCACAACCGAGAGCCUUCAAAAGAGCGGACUCCGGUACCACGAUAUCCUUAUCGAGCUUCCUGUGACUAUUCGCAACUCACACCUCCUCACUUCUCUCCUCCACCAAUUACCCUCAGAAGCGCCGAAGGAGGAGCUCUCCUUCCCACCAAACCUAGCUGCCCUGCAGCAGGACCCGAACACACCGCAACCCCCUCUCUUCCCGAAUUACGAUGCGCUCGACCUCUCCAUCGACCCCUUCCUUGAAAAAACAUGCGAUCUAUUGCUUGAGAGUAUCGAGAACCAUCAUACGGAGAUCAACAACUACCAAUACUACCAGCGUUCGCUUGCACGUGAACAAGCUAAGAUCACCGCUUGGCAACAAAAGCGUAAAGCUGAGAAUGCGGCACGCACAGCAUCAAAGCAGCCGCUUCUUCCGGAAGAUGAGUGGCAGAGGCUGUUCAAGCUGCCACAGGAGCCCAGCAGACUAGAGACGCUCCUCAACUCAAGGCAGGUUGAACAGUACUCGAGGCAGGUGGAUGGUUUCACAGCAGGCGUCACUUCCAAGAUGUUUGCUGUGAAGAGCAACUUGCUGCCCGGAGAGUAAGGUUAGAUAGGAUUUGUGUUUUCAUGAUUAUGCUUCUCUUCGUCAAGGCAUGGGCACGGCGUUGGGGGUUCGCAGGUUCCACUUGCACUGGGGCUGAGGUAUGGCUUUCGUAGAUGGCAGGAACGAGGCGAUGGAACGAGGCGAUGGAACGUUCGCAGGCAUUUUAGCGCUUGCCUCUGUGCCAGGUGAGAUAGAGGCUCCAAAGAGAUGCUAUAUAGGAGCACUGAAGUUCAAACGCUGCUCGGCCGGCCGGCUGAACUCUUUGGUCCCUUCCAAGCGACGAAGGGAUUAUCGCCACUGGAGUGCUGAAUCAGACAAAGAAGUAAUCAACACGCUUUUGCGACAU
This is a messenger RNA of Cucurbitaria berberidis CBS 394.84, 1507 nucleotides long. Its product is annotated as eukaryotic translation initiation factor 3 subunit H. The transcript has 3 exons. NCBI's taxonomy places the organism in Eukaryota, Fungi, Ascomycota, Dothideomycetes, Pleosporales, Cucurbitariaceae. Bases 61 to 1161 code for a protein of 366 amino acids. Gene Ontology annotation, cellular component: cytosol; eukaryotic 43S preinitiation complex; cytoplasm. Gene Ontology annotation, molecular function: translation initiation factor activity; protein binding; metallopeptidase activity. The record is from RefSeq and is a predicted model, not a curated record.